AUGGCCCAGGCGCCUCCGUCCUCCGCCCGCGCAACCGUCGACGAGUCGGAUGCCGCGAUACUGGCGUCCAUUACGGUGCCCUCGUCGUCGCCAAGGUCCAGAUUCGUCAAUUGGGGCCUGAGUUUCGAGUGCACCCCGCUGGCUAUAUUCGAGCCCGAAACGGAGGAGCACUGUGCGCUGGUGCUGGCGAUGGCGAGGCGCGAAGGGAGGGUGCUGAAGGCCGUCGGUGUCGGGCAUAGUCCCAGCGAUCUGGUGUGCACAGGAGACUUCAUGCUGCGAAUGACGAAGAUGGCUCGUCUCCUAGAGGUCAACGUGGAGAAGGCGUACGUGGUUGCUGAGGUGGGAAUCACCCUCACCGCGCUCCAUAUCGAGCUGGCGAAGCAUGGCUUGGCGAUGCGGAAUGUCGGAUCGAUAUCCGACCAGACUCUCGGCGGAAUCGUCACCACUGCCAGUCAUGGCUCUGGGAUCGGCUUCGCGUCCAUGUCGACCGACGUUUCCGCGCUCACGCUGCUCCUUGCAGAUGGCUCUGUCGCGCAAUGCUCAAGGACAGAACAAGAGGACUUGUUUUUGGCCACUUUGUGUGGGCUCGGGGCCACCGGUAUCAUUCUUCGCAUCCAGCUUAAAGUCGAGCCAGCAUUUCGGCUGAAGGAAGAGCUGUGUUCGCGGAGCUUCGAGGACUGGGUGGGCAACUUCGAAUCGCUGGUCCGGUCUGCAGAGCAUGUGCGAUUCUGGUGGAUAGCAGCGUCGCAUAAGGUCAAAUGCAGCACCGUAAAUAGGACACGAGAACCAAAACUCCCUCCCAUUCCCUGGUUCUACAGCUCCUUCCUCGCAUUCCAUGUCGUGCAACUAUUGCUCUUCAUCGGCCGCCUCUGGCCAUAUCUCAACACUCUCACCGGCAUCUUCGUCUCCUGGCUCGCCGCAGCCCCCGUUACUCUUGUCGACGACGGACCCAAAAUUUUCAACGUAGAGUGUCGUUAUCCCCAGCAUACGACCGAAUGGGCUGUCCCCCUCGCGAAUGCACCUGCAUGUCUUCGGGAAUUGAAGAAUUGGAUGGACAGCGAGGCGAAAGAUCCCCAUGGGCUGCGACCGCACUUUCCGUUCGAGGUCCGGUUCUCUAAGGAGGAUGACAUAUGGCUUAGUCCCGCAUACGGUCGCGAGACAUGUUGGAUUGGAAUUGCGCAGUAUCGGCCAUAUGGCUUCAACGUUCCCUACGCGACCUUCUUCAAGCGUUAUGAAGCCAUCGUCGCCCGCCACGGCGGCCGACCACAUUGGGCCAAGGCGCACCCGCUCACCCCGCCGCAGCUGCGUAAGAUGUACCCCAAAUUCGCCGACUUUGUGCGUGUGCUCGAAGAGGUCGACCCACAUGGGGUGUUCAGGAAUGAAUAUGUGCGCCGGCAUGUGUUCGGGGAGGAGAUACUCGCGGAGAAGGGGGAGGGACGGUGGGGACGAGUGUGGAAGGCGCGUAGGCUUCUGUAG
Molecule: messenger RNA, 1476 nt
Organism: Mycena indigotica
Lineage: Eukaryota; Fungi; Basidiomycota; Agaricomycetes; Agaricales; Mycenaceae
Product: FAD-binding PCMH-type domain-containing protein
Exons: 4
Coding region: 1-1476 (491 amino acids)
Cellular component (GO): membrane; mitochondrion
Molecular function (GO): D-arabinono-1,4-lactone oxidase activity; FAD binding
Source: RefSeq, a predicted model, not a curated record